AUGGACUAUCGUUUAGAGCGUCAACGACAACAUGAAAGGCGGCUGGAGGCACGUGGGGCGACCUUUAAGCCGUCUGGGAAUGCAACUACGCUCAUAUUUGUGUUUGAUGAAAAGAAGGAGCAAACCUCUACAAAGAAAUCAAGUCCUCUAAAUCGCGAAAUCCAAGCUAUCAGCGGGUCAAACAAGCUGGCUACUGACCCAAUAAUUAAACCACGCACUACAUCCCAGCAAGGCCAACAUAGCACAAAUAUCUGCGUUCCAGAUGCUACAGAAAAUACCUCUACCGCGGCUACUGAUCUCAGCCAACAAUCGCAUCCGCAAGACGAGUCCAUGGAUGACAGUGAAAAGUAA
This is a messenger RNA of Serendipita indica DSM 11827, 351 nucleotides long. Lineage: Eukaryota; Fungi; Basidiomycota; Agaricomycetes; Sebacinales; Serendipitaceae. The record is from the annotation of a GenBank genome assembly.